GCCUCACUCUGUCCUCCAGGGUGAAAAAGGAGAGUGCAAAUCGAUCGUCAAAACUUGUGAACUGUUAUGAUCAAAAUCAUGUUGUGCAAGAAACGGAGAGGAGAUCACACAAGCCACGACCACAAAAGUCUCUCCAACUUUGGUUUCCCCUUUUCAUGCAAUCUUAUAUUUGCAGCACCUCCUGCAACUGCAACGACAAUGCAAGAACAUCAUCGGGCAGAUCGAGCUCGAGCGCCGAAGAUGGCGAUGAGCAAGCGCACGGCAUCACGCGCUCUCCUUGUCAUGACGGCGACGGUACUCAUUCUGCAUCGGAUCCUCUGCGCUGCUGCCUCGGCGGUCGUCGCAGCGCCGCCGGCGACGAAGCAGACGACGCGGACACCCGCGCUGUUCGUGUUCGGGGACUCCAUCGUGGACCCGGGCAACAACAACGCCAUCAUGACGACGGUGCGCUGCAACUUCGCGCCCUACGGUCAGGACUUCCCCGGCCACAACGCCACCGGCAGGUUCAGCAACGGCAAGGUCCCCGGCGACAUCCUCGCCAGCCAGCUGGGCAUCAAGGAGUACGUGCCGGCGUACCUCGGCACGGAGCUCAGCGAUUUCGACCUCCUCACCGGCGUCAGCUUCGCGUCCGGCGGCUGCGGCUUCGACCCCCUCACCGCCGAGCUCGUGUCGGUGCUCACCAUGGACAACCAGCUGGACCUGUUCAAGGAGUACAAGGAGAAGCUGAAGCGCGUCGCCGGCGCCCACCGUGCCGCCGACAUCGUGUCUAGUAGCCUGUACAUGGUGGUCACCGGCACCGACGACCUCGCCAACACCUACUUCACCACGCCGUUCCGGCGAGACUACGACCUCGAGUCCUACAUCGAGUUCGUCGUGCAGUGCGCCUCCGACUUCAUCAAGAAGCUGUACGGUCAGGGCGCGCGGCGCAUCAACAUCGCCGGCGCGCCGCCCAUCGGGUGCGUGCCGUCGCAGCGGACCAACGCCGGCGGGCUGGAGCGGGAGUGCGUGCCGCUCUACAACCAGGCUGCCGUCGUGUUCAACACGGCGCUGGAGAAGGAGAUCAAGCGGCUCAACGGCAGCGAGGCGCUCCCGGGCUCCGUGCUCAAGUACAUCGACCUCUACACGCCGCUGCUCGACAUGAUCCAGCGCCCUGACGCCUACGGAUUCAACGUGACGAACCGGGGUUGCUGCGGCACGGGGGUGUUCGAGGUGACGCUGACGUGCAACCGGUACACGGCGGAACCCUGCAGGGACCCCAGCAAGUUCCUCUUCUGGGACACCUACCACCUCACGGAGAGAGGCUACAACCUCCUCAUGGCGCAGAUCAUUAACCGAUACGGGCUCUGAAAUGGAUGUCAUGACAGCACAGCGCUGGACUAUGGCAGCGCCGUCCAUACUUCAGAGUCUUCUGCUGAAUCUCUUGUGUCCUGACAACACUGAGUCAUUGGGUGUAUUUUGAUCUUCAGAGGCUUCUGCUGAAUCUCUUGUGUCUUGACAACAUUUGAGUGUAGUUUGAUCUUGUAGCUGAAGUACAGCUACAGCAAUCAGUGGUCCAAUAUCAUAUCCAUGUUUGUAUUAUGAUAAUAUAUAUCACCAGUCUUGUAGCUGAAGUACAGCUACAGCAA
Sorghum bicolor (sorghum) is the source of this 1625-nucleotide messenger RNA. Its product is annotated as GDSL esterase/lipase EXL3. Bases 67 to 1347 code for a protein of 426 amino acids. The record is from RefSeq and is a predicted model, not a curated record. The transcript has 5 exons. Gene Ontology annotation, molecular function: hydrolase activity, acting on ester bonds. Lineage: Eukaryota; Viridiplantae; Streptophyta; Magnoliopsida; Poales; Poaceae.